AUGGAACAAAUGGAAAUUUAUGCAAAUACUAGAACGUAUCGCGUCGCUAAGAAGAAUGGAGACGAAUCUGAGCCGGAAGUGGUACAGGUGGGUGAAAUGAAGAGGUCAGAUGCUGGCUUACGGAUGGAAAUUUCCCAAUGGAAGAGCAAUGUUACAGGAAAUAUUCGGCGCUUAAGCAGCUCAGUGGCCGGGUUUCAGGUUGAAGUUUCACAUCUAAAGAAACUGCUGAGUUGCCCUCACGGAUGGGUCAACUUCAAGCAAAGCUGUUAUCUGUUUCCUUCAAGCUCACAUACCUGGGAGGAGGCCCAGAAAUCUUGCAUGUCAGCGGACGCCCACCUUGUUGUCAUUAAUAAUGCUGAAGAACAGGACUUCUUAAAGAAAAAAGAUCGUGUCCGUCGCUGGAUUGGUCUCACUGACAAAGCCUCUGAAGGUGACUGGCGCUGGGUGGAUGGAACCGAUUAUAAAUCCUUUGCAAAAUUUUGGAAUAAGGGAGAACCCAAUAAUGAAAAUGACGAAGACUGUGUGGAGAUGUAUAUUGGUGGAAAUUGGAAUGAUUUACCCUGUAACGGAACUUUGGGGUGGAUUUGCGAGAAACCAGCGCAGUGAUAUCCCCCGUCGUGUCACAGUUGGUGCACAAUGGCCAAUGAACCAGUUUAUCAACGUUGAGCGUGUAGCAGCAAUAUGAUCGCGGAGUACGAGUAUUUUGGGCUAUGUGGGCUAUGUUGGC
Molecule: messenger RNA, 727 nt
Organism: Amblyraja radiata (thorny skate)
Lineage: Eukaryota; Metazoa; Chordata; Chondrichthyes; Rajiformes; Rajidae
Product: CD209 antigen-like protein C
Exons: 6
Coding region: 1-606 (201 amino acids)
Source: RefSeq, a predicted model, not a curated record